Parastagonospora nodorum SN15 is the source of this 753-nucleotide messenger RNA. RefSeq lists its product as hypothetical. The coding region runs from base 1 to 753 and encodes 250 amino acids. The record is from RefSeq and is a predicted model, not a curated record. The transcript is spliced from 2 exons. Lineage: Eukaryota; Fungi; Ascomycota; Dothideomycetes; Pleosporales; Phaeosphaeriaceae.
AUGGCGCGCUCAAAGACCUCUUCACUCUCUUCCUCCAAGCUCAAAGACAUACUCAACGUCUACCGCAUCUGCUUCGAAGCCGCCGUAAAGGCAGAGCGCAAACCCUCGGUCACCGGACUUAGCCAGCAUCCGAGCAACGAGAGAGUCUGGAGGAUUUACCAAGACUGCACAACGAGUUGGGAUGUGCCAGAUGGGGCGAGCGAAGCUUUUGUGGAGGCGUACAAGAAGUGGUCUCUGUGCGACAACUUCUGCGUCAUGGUCUACGACGCGUUGAAGGAGCAUUUGAAAACUACCCCAGAGUACAAUGCAGAUGUAUACUGGCGCAUCAUCUCACCAAAUCCGGUGUUUUCCUUCCUUUGUGGGGACGAGGAGCUCAGACAGUACAGUCAUUCUGUCGUGGUGGUGGAGACAAAGGAGGGCAAGACCUUCAUCUUCGACUGCACGGGAGAACAAUUUGGUUGGAACGGUAGUGAGUGGCUCAUGGAGCUGGAAGAGUUCUCAGAGCGCAUGGAUGAAGACGAAUUGCCGGAUAGGCAGGGCUCAUUGGGCUUCACCAGGCGGGUGAUCUCCAAGCAACCAGACGGGUACUGGCCACGAAUCUUCACGACAUUUUCGCAAAUGUUUAAGGCAUUCAAUUGGGAGGGCCUGCCUCUGGAAGAUCCUGCUUUGGCAUUGAGAGCCAUCAGUAGCACAGCAGCGGAGCGAGCGGAGGCCGCUGCUCUCGAGAGUCGGGGUCCAAGUCCGCAAAAGUAG